Molecule: messenger RNA, 2388 nt
Organism: Daphnia pulex (common water flea)
Lineage: Eukaryota; Metazoa; Arthropoda; Branchiopoda; Diplostraca; Daphniidae
Exons: 9
Coding region: 189-1694 (501 amino acids)
Biological process (GO): synapse organization
Cellular component (GO): neuron projection membrane
Source: RefSeq, a predicted model, not a curated record
AUAGACAACAAACUAAUCAACAAAUGAAUACAAGUGAUUGUUCACAUUGAAUUUCGUCGAUCCUUUUCUACCUGAAACAAAAUUUAAACAACUAAUAAAUAGAAAAAACCAACGCGGGUGUCGAUAGAAGACGAAAAAAGGAGAAGAGUAGUGACCGAUUUCCAACCAAACUCUUGCUGGACUACAAAAUGGCUAGUGCUAACGGGUUCAUUUGUAGCUGCCUCGUCAUUUUGCUGUCCAGUUUCUUCAUCAUCAUGCUCCACCAGAUUUCUGCUGUUACGGCAGCGGAAUCAUCGUUUACCAAAAUUUCCACAGAUGUAGAUAACAACAAGCAAGUCGUCGUCGUGGCUGCUGGAACAGCUCAUCCACGAUCUCUGACCGCUCCCCUUUCGUCUAGCGGCGUGGCAGUCGAGUUGGAGGAGCUCCUUCCUGAGACGAUGGAAAACGGCACCACCAAUCAUAUGAUCAUCUUACAGGGCGAAACCGUCCUCCUCCCGUGCAAGGCCUACAGCCUCGGACAGCGAACGGAGAAGAGUAGUGACCGAUUUCCAACCAAACUCUUACUGGACUACAAAAUGGCUGGUGCUAACGGGUUCAUUUGUAGCUGCCUCGUCAUUUUGCUGUCCAGUUUCUUCAUCAUCAUGCUCCACCAGAUUUCUGCUGUUACGGCAGCGGAACCCUCGUUUACCAAAAUAUCCACAGAUGUUGAUAACAACAAGCAAGUCGUCGUCGUGGCUGCUGGAACAGCUCAUCCACGAACGUUGACCGCUCCCCUUUCGUCUAGUGGCGUGGCCGUCGAGUUGGAGGAGCUCCUUCCUGAGACGAUGGAAAACGGCACCACCAAUCACAUGAUCAUCUUACAGGGCGAGACCGUCCUCCUUCCGUGCAAGGCCUACAGCCUCGGACAGCGAACGGUUUCGUGGAUUCGGCGGAGAGAUUGGCACAUCAUGUCGUCCGGCAGUCACAUCUACACGGCCGACAGCCGUUUCAGCGUCCUCAACCGGCCCGGCUCACCCGACUGGAUUCUGAUGCUCAAAUCGCCGCAACUCUACGAUUCCGGCACCUAUGAAUGUCAGAUAGCGGGCGGACAGGGACAAGUUUCGCACUUUGUCGAACUUUUAGUCUGGGCGCCGGUAGCGUCGGUCGUCGAGGGCAGUGAGCACCACGUCGAAGCCGAGAGCAACAUCCAACUGCAUUGCAAACUCUACCCAGAAGCCAACAAUUUCCAUAUUAACAACAGCAACGAGACCAACCGGGAACAGACGGCACUUCACCAGUUGUCGUUACCCGCGCAGGUGGUGGGUGGCAGAGCGCCGUUCGUUUGGUUUCACAACGGCCGGCCGCUGAUUCACGGCGGGAAAUCGUCGGCCGGUUUGGGGUUGGUGUCCAUUUACCUGGAAGAUGUUGCUGAAUCCAUCGCCGGCAAAAGCGACUGGAUGGCGUGGACGAGCCGUUUGGUGAUCCAGCGAGCAGAUCCAGCCGAUUCCGGCAACUAUACCUGUGCACCGUGGAGAGGAAAAUCCGCAUCAGUCAACGUCUUCGUUUCACAAGUGCGUCUACCAUUUCCGUUGGCAUCUGAAAUUGACGGGGACAAACAAAAAUUGCUGAUGGAAUUGUUUCGUGCUUCCCCACUGAUGGCUAUCAAUUCCCAACAACAAAACAUUCCCUACAAAAAACUAUUAUGUGGAAAGUAGGAGCCUGUCAAAUUCAUGCAAUGGCAAUUUUCUUGAAUAGAUUUAGAAUUCGAAGUAAACUGAAAUCCAUUGGCCAUUGGGUUACGUGUUUCUUAGUUUACUUAGUUUGUCUUACCUUUUUGAUUCAUUCACGGAGGUGAAAACGGGCGCCAAUAAGUUGAACAUUCAAAUUCUCUCUGCUAAGAAAGCGUAAAAAAGACUAGGGCGACUUCUCGCUGGAAUCCACUGCCAUCUUUCCUUGUCUCUUACAAAUAACAACGCCGAUUAAGCAAAUAAAUUCUAUAACGUAUAAAGUUGUCUGCUGCACAAAAUAUUCUGCAUGGCCACUUACUCGUGUGCCGGUUAAGAAGGAAAAGUUGCCAGAUACCUGGAAAAGGGCCGUCUGCGUUCUCACGCCAUCUGGUCGUCGCCGUCUUUUGUGCCGAUGUAAUUAUGGAUGUCGUGACGCCGACAGCAGCUCUUUUAAAUAACGUCCAGGUGUAUAACAUACAACAUGUACGACCGUUUCUGAUUGAUCGCCAUUGUGAAUGAAAAGCAAUUACGCGGUUCAAUCCUCCCCACUGUUUCCAAAUCGGAUUGCAUUUCCAUUUACUUGCGCAACUGAAAACGGGCCAGCAAACUCUUGACAAUCGCAAACAGAAACGACAAGUUUUCGAUCGAGUCUCUCCUCCAAGGAAGACGGGACGAAGGAAAG